CGAAGGACCAACUGGCAGCCUCGUCACAGUUCGAGUUGAGCCGUCUCGUGAGCAGGACAUCAAGCGCGGAAGCUGCCAGUUGCCAGCCAGCCUGCCAGCCAGCCAGCCAGCCAGUAGAUAUCCUGUGGCUGUAUCCUGUGCGCUGUCCAAGAAGCCAACCUCUGGCUCCUAACUUUCCCGGCCAAGGUGUGCGCGUGUGUUGGUGUGCGUAUCCGUACCCGUACCCGUGUGCUGGCCAAACAAAGGCCAUAUAGCGAACAAGCCAACUUUCAAGUGGCAGCCAAGUGUCGAAUAUAAACCAAUUAAAGCAGCAGCCGAAUUUUAAAAAUCAAAUCAUUUAAAACAAACGCUUUUUGCAAAAAAUUUCAUAACUUUUUGGGCUGGAAAAGGCAGGACUCCAGCCAGGCAGCACAAUUUCAAAUCGAAAGCUAAAAAACCGAAUGCACAUUGCCGGCGAACAGAGCAAAUCGAGCAACCGACUCGGCUGAUGAUGAUUUAGAUGGCGCCGGAGAUGGUUAUGGCCAAGGAGCUGGAACAGAGGCAGGAGUAGCAUCUGGAGCUCAACGGGAGGAGUAAGGAAGAUGAAGACGGCGGCAGCCGAACGGAAAUGAAAUCAAAUCGCACAGCUGCAGCCGGCAAUGGCAAUAAUACCGCUUGUGAAUUAUGGCCAAAGUUAAUUAAAAGCCCAAAAAGAACGCCGGGACUUAAGUCCACAACAGGCCAGACAUAAAUCAAUUCGAGGAAACAAAGACGACAACAUGUAGAGCUGUAUUGUGAAUGGCCGAUCCCGAUGUCAAUGCCUGUUUACACGGCCAAUGAAAAAUGGCCAACAAUAUGGCCAAAGCACUGAGUACCUGCAGCACCUGCAGCCUGCACCCAAAAACGAUUCAAAGCGAAAUGACUUAAAGCGGCUUACGAAGAGCGAAGCCAGCCCACACCACGUAUACGCAACGUCCCGCCAGGCGGAUGCGUGAUUAAUUGCACUUUAAACAAACACUAAGCCAGGACUCAAAACAAUCCAAAAGGAACACCGGAAAGCCAUAAGAAAAAGCCGUCAAAAUGUUGCCAACCAACGUGAUGACAUUCAUGAAGAAGAUGGUGGCCACCGACGAACAGACCACCGGAGGGCAGCAGCAUGCAACGGACUCGGGGGCAGGAGCCUCCAACACGGGUGCCUUGAACAAGAUGAAGGCUACGCUGUCCUCGUCGCUGCUCACGGUCACAGACAAAGUUAAUAAAAUGUCGCCACGCCCCUCUCUGGUUCCGACGGAUGCGGACACCAGCGGCAGCUACGGCUCGCCCAGCUAUCAGCAGCAACAGCAGGACUCGGCAGCAGGCGGCACCCUCAACAACAACAACAACAGUGGCACGGCGGCAUCAGCAGCCGGGGGCGGAGGCGGUCCGGCGGCCAAGCAGGAGCCAGGUCGAAGGGCCGGAGCCUGCCGGGUGUGCCUGAAGUCCUUCAAGCCGGACGACUACCACAAGACGUGCUUCGAGUGCCAGCAGCGAGUGUGCGAGGACUGUGCCAGCUACAGUAAGCUGGACGAGCACGAGGAUGCGACCAUGUGGCGGUGCAGUGUGUGCCGGCGGAAGAUGGCCUCGCGGGUCUGCAUUCCGCAGGACUCCACGGACUCGAUGCUGGACGUCCCGGUGCUGGAGGCUCUGCAGCGACGCCACUCGGACGCCAAGCUGGGCAGCAGCACCCAGACCCUUGCCCCCAGCAAUGGCGCUGCCCUCGCACCCCCGCGGAGCCCAGAGCUGCGGCGGCAUUCGGAUGUUUCGCCUGCAUCGCUCAAGGAGUUAGAAAGGCAACUGAAAGGCGGCCGCAGCAUGGCGCCCAGCCGCUCAAACAGCCCGCCACGGGGCGAUGGCCAGGAGCCGCCAUUUGGAGCGCCCCUCUCCCGGAUGCAGUCACGCCGUGGGUCCCGGGUGGCGCGGCAGCACAGCUACGACGACGACAUGAAGACGGGACCUGUGAGCGGAAGCAUGGGCGGUGGAGGUCCGGCCCUGGGCUUGGGGGCAGAUGGAGCGGGUCUGGGCAUUCCGUCUAUGCCACGCAGGAAGUCCGCCUACGAUGUGUUCGCCCCCGGACUGAUGCAGGCCGGAGGAGCGGCACCUGCCACCCAGUUGCAAAGGUCGCCAGGGGAGGGCGGCAUUAUGCCGCCCAUCCAGCUGCCGGGUUCGCGGAGACCGUCUUUCCGGGUGCCACACGCCUCGGAGGACAUACAGAACGAUGACUCGCCGGGUUCGCCGGACAAGGGAAGUCCCGUGCUGACCGUCGACGAGGACCGGAGGAUGCGGCGACGCGGAUCACAGCUGCCCGACAUUGCCAUGCUGCAGAAUCGCGGUGCUCUGCCGUCAGCCCCCGUUGCUUCUAUUCCGCCGCCCAUGGCGGCGUUCACGGGCCCCAAUCUGGAGGAUUUGGAGGCGCCACGGCGCCAAACCUCAAUGGAUGGCGAGGCCAUUCGGAUCGUCAUACACGACGUUGAUUCGGGGCCGAUUUGUGCAUCUAAGCGGCGCAUUAUCCUGCGCCGGGAUCCCACGGACAAGGCGCACCGCACACGUGGCUUUGGAAUGCGCGUCGUCGGUGGAAAAACUGGAGCCGAUGGCAGACUUUUCGCCUAUAUUGUUUGGACGGUCCCGGGCGGAGCGGCCGAGAAGAAUGGCCUGCAGCAGGGCGACAAGAUUCUCGAGUGGAACGGCAUGUCUCUGAUCGACAGGAGCUUCGAGGAGGUCUGCUCCAUCAUGGACCGCACCGGGGACAUUGUGGAGCUUCUGGUGGAGCACGCCACGGACUUCCGCAUGUGCGACCUGUUCGACGAGAACCUGCCCCCGGGCAACGCCGGCGGACAGAGCGGACCCCGACGGUCGGGCGACGGGCCAGUGGGCCUCGGCCUCAUAGCGGAACCCGAAACCACCACAGACAAAUCACCAGCAUCGCCAACUAGACGGAAAUUACCAAAAACUCCGGAGCAAAUUGCCCGCGAGAAGCUGGUCACCGGCCGCGUCCAGAUCCAGGUCUGGUACCACGCCGAGCGGAACGAGCUGGUGGUCUCCCUGAUGGCCGGCGACGACCUGGCCCUGAGGGACGAAGCCUACGGCCACGGAAAUAUGCCGGAGGCCUAUGCCAAGGUCCGAAUUUUGCCCAAGUGUGGUGAUGGCAGCGUGCAACAAACGGAGGUCAGCCGACCCACCCAGAACCCCAUUUGGAACGCCACUUUGACCUUCGCCCAUGUGAAGGCCGACAGCUUGAUGGAUCGCUACAUAGACAUCCAGCUGUGGGACCUGGUGCCCCACACCGAAUCCAUCUUUCUGGGCGAGUGCAGCAUAGAGCUGCAGCAGGCCUUCCUGGACGACCAGGCCAUCUGGUGCCGGCUGGAGGACCCUAAGGGGCUGAGAGGCAUCAGCAUCAGCAAGUCGCCCAGCGUCUCGCCACGGGGAUCCAUCGCCGCCGGGGCCGGAGCUCCGUGUGGUGAUGUGUCCCGGCUGCUGAGACGCGACUACAACAUGCAGCGCUCCAUCUCCGAUGAUGUAGACUCCAUCGGAGAUGGUACCUCGCUGCUGCAUCCCGACCAUGCCUGGAUAGCUGGCUCGCGUCGGGGCUCCUCGCAGUCGGAGACCAUGGAAGUGGAGGUCUACCAGCUGGGCAAGGACUUCUCGCGCUCAUUGCCGGGCUCGCGUCGAUCGAGCUUCCAGGAUGCCGAGAAGAAUCGGCUGGAGGAGGACGCCAUGGCCACGCCGCCCACGUCUUAUUUGGUGGGCAGGCGCCGUUCGUCCGUGGCUCGACGCGAUCCGGAUGAGAUCUUGAAAUCCUUGAAGGCUGUGCGCGGCGAACUGGGCAGGACUAUGAGCCUGGGCACUGAGCAGCACAAGCGCAUGGGUUCGCGACGUGCCAGUCGCGUCGGCCUGCCAAGCGGUCCCAACAGCCGUAAGAGCUCUAUCCUCGACCUGUCCCAGCAGCAUCAGCAGCAGCUGCAGCACCUCCAGCAGUUGCAGCUCCAGGCCCAGCAGCACCUGCCCCCGGGCGUGGGCAACACGGACACCAGUCCCCCCUCGGAGGACGAGGACAAGCGCUACCGUCCGCGCUGGAAAGGAUCGGGAAGCCAGCUGCCUCCCCAGAGUCCCAAGCAGGCUCUGUCCCGUCUGAAGCAGGCUGCAUCAGUGUCCAAUGUGGCCGCCCAGGACUCGCCCACCCGGCAGAGCCAACUACUGUCCACCGGCCAGUUGCAGCCACGCAAAAGCAGCAUGUUCCAGCUGGGCGAGGCUUCGGCUCCGACCACCACCACCACGCUCCAGCGCAAGGGAAGUAUGUACGUGGCCAAGGUCACGGAGACGCCGCCCAUGGGCGGAACGCCAACCCGGAAGGGCAGCAUCUAUCAGAGGAGUGGAGCGGGAUUGGGAGCCGAAAGCUCCUCCUUAGCCCCGGACAGUCCGCAGCGUAAGCAGAGCGUGGUGAAGACCCUGAGCGGCAGCUAUGUCAAUGUGUCCGCCAUUACUGGCGGAGAGUCCAGCUACGGCCUGAAGCUGGGUCCCUCCCAGAUUCAUCCCAAGGGCUACCGGCUGACCACCGCCCGUUACGGAGAGCUCAAGAUGGGUUUCGUCAAGAUCAAGGGCAACGUGGAGGUGGAGCUAAUCUGCGCCCGUAACAUUGUCAACGAGGACUGCGAGACGCCACCGGAUACCUAUGUGAAGUGCUACAUCAAGGACGGCGACCGGCUGCGGCACAAGAAGAAGACGCGUGUUGUGCGCCACUCGGCGGAGCCCUUCUACCGCCAGACCAUUAAAUACCAGAGCUCCGACGUCUUUGGACGCAACAUCGUCAUUAUGGUGUGGCAGCGGUGCGUGGGAUUCGAGCACAACCAGGGGCUGGGCGGCACGGAGGUCAACCUGGACAAGGUGAACAUCGGGCAGCACAUCAACGGCUGGUACCCGCUCUUCCCGAUGCACAGCUACGGCGGCUCCGACUCGGACAACUCCCCCUGACCGAACAACCCGCAGCAGUGCCGCAUGGAGCAGGGACGACGGGAGGUCACUCCGGAAAUACUUGCGCUCAAGCUGCAAGCUCAAUUUGUUAGCGUCUAAGACGGGGUACUUGGAUAUCCGAUAUAUAUUGUUCCCCCGCCCCCACAAUGGCUUUACACACGUAACCCCUGCCCCCGCAUUACAAGAUUUUCCCCCAGUGUAUGUAUUAGUAAUAGUUAAAUGAGCUUAGCUGAGGCUGGCAGGAUGUGGCAGGAUCGGUUUAUGUUACACUAAAAGAAAAUCUGUAUUCCUGGUAAGAGAGAGCUUUUUAAGUAGGGUUCGGUUAGGCAGUUAGGGAGCAGCACUACCAACGUAUAUCAGACAGCACAAUAAUUGAGGAAUCGAGAGUACCAGAAGCUUAGACAUAAAAUAUAUACACAGGUUUAUAUAUUUUUGCUUGUUGUGUUUGUGAAAGUUUAAGAUGUUGUUUGCAUUCGAAUGUGGAAGUGAGAGUUGGGAUUUGAAAUGUGGUGGCACCAAACGAGAAACAAUAAUGUUGAAAUAUCGAGGCAACGAAGAGGACAGAGGCUUGGUAGCUAAACAGAGGCAUAUACAUACAUACCAAUAUUCAAAUAAGUGUUAUUUAAAUGUUGCGCUAAAGCAGACCUCUUAAAAUAAAUAGAAAUAAUAACCAAACAGCUGAGAACCCGCUAAGGUUUCAACUGCCCCCCAAAAACGAGUUCUUUGAGAUCUGUGCAUCAAAAAUCUGGAUCUAGAUCUGUAUCUGAAUCUGAAUCUGAAUCUGAAUCUGAAUCUGAAAUCGAAAUCUAAUUUAAAUCGACAAUCUUUAUGGGUGCGUGCUAGUGUGGAUGUGAAGUGAGUUGUAACGCGUGAUUAAGACGAAUUUACUGUAGUAGUUUUAUGGUAGGGAUUUGAUUGCAACACAGCAAAUAGACGACAUCCUUCCCACUAACUCUUCCUGCUAAUUAUCCUGUGCUCUAGACCCUCGAAACCAAACCAAACCAACAAAACGAUAUCUUCAGCCACUCGAACAGGACAAUCUCUGUUUUAAGAACAAAAGUGAAAAAUUUACAAUUUCGGAACUUAUGUAUAGAUCUACUCGUAAUACUUAUCCCAAUCAAUGUUCAGCCUAAUGACUUGGAGUUUCAAACUAAAGUUACAAAGCAUAUAUCUCUAUAUAUACAUAUAUAUUUAUUUAUACAAGGCUUACACUGGAGCUGGAGGAGUCG
Drosophila ananassae is the source of this 6212-nucleotide messenger RNA. It is a transcript of the gene Fife, whose product is annotated as regulating synaptic membrane exocytosis protein 2. Gene Ontology annotation, cellular component: cytoskeleton of presynaptic active zone; presynaptic membrane. Gene Ontology annotation, biological process: regulation of synaptic plasticity; regulation of membrane potential; calcium ion-regulated exocytosis of neurotransmitter. The transcript is spliced from 17 exons. Bases 1060 to 4983 code for a protein of 1307 amino acids. The record is from RefSeq and is a predicted model, not a curated record. Gene Ontology annotation, molecular function: small GTPase binding; transmembrane transporter binding. NCBI's taxonomy places the organism in Eukaryota, Metazoa, Arthropoda, Insecta, Diptera, Drosophilidae.